Molecule: messenger RNA, 1048 nt
Organism: Hevea brasiliensis (rubber tree)
Lineage: Eukaryota; Viridiplantae; Streptophyta; Magnoliopsida; Malpighiales; Euphorbiaceae
Product: probable glutathione S-transferase
Exons: 2
Coding region: 71-748 (225 amino acids)
Biological process (GO): glutathione metabolic process
Cellular component (GO): cytoplasm
Molecular function (GO): glutathione transferase activity
Source: RefSeq, a predicted model, not a curated record
GCAAAAAUUUUUUAUAUAAAUGGCAGACUCUGUGAGCUAGAAUCGUAGGAGAUUACAAAGCAAAGUAGCUAUGGCAGAAGAAGAAGUAAAGGUUUUCAGGUCAUGGUCAAGUGCAUUUGGUUUAAGAGUGAUAUGGGCACUAAAACUGAAGGGGGUUGAGUUUGAUACAGUGUAUGAAGAUCUCUCCAACAAGAGUCCUUUGCUUCUGCAAUACAACCCUGUUCAUAAGAAGGUUCCUGUGCUUCUGCACAAUGGAAAACCCAUCUGUGAAUCUCUUGUUAUUCUUGAAUAUGUGGAUGAGACAUGGAAACAAUUUCCAUUGUUGCCUCAAGAUCCUCAUGAGAGAGCCAAGGCUCGCUUUUGGGCUAAGUUUGGUGAUGAUAAGGUCUUACAAUCAAUAGUAUUUGGUAUUCUGUUCAAGGAAGGAAAAGAGCAAGAGGAAGAAAUACCUAGAGCAAUGGAGAUCUUGCAGCAUUUAGAAGAGGAGCUAAAAGGAAAGAAAUUCUUUGGAGGAGAGAAAAUUGGGUUAGUGGAUCUCGCAUUGGGAUGGCUUGCUUAUUAUUUGGGUAUAAUUGAGGAAGUAAUUGGUCUAAAACUCAUAGGCCAAGAAAAAUUCCCACUAUUGCUACAAUGGAUUCAAGAAUUCUCAACUGCCCCAAUCAUUCAAGAAAAUUGGCCACCUCGCGACAAACUUAUCGCCAAGUUCGCUGCCAGUCGUGAGGCUGUCCUUGCACGAGGACUUAAAUAAAGGAUGGUCCAAGUUUUCAUUUGUCACCAAUAAUACACAAGAUAAAGCCAACAACAUCACCUUCUUUAGAGUCAAUGGGUGUGUACCUUUCUUAUCCUAUGUGUGCUUGUGUGUAUUUUAUUUAUUUUAAAAAAAAGCAUAUUUUUUUUAGUAUUUUUUUUUAUUUACGUGUAUUUCCACUCUUAGAUUGGGAGUAACGUUUGGGAAAGAGGGUGUUGGUAAGUUUUGAAAAUAUGAUGAUUUAUUUAUUUAUAAUAAUUUUUGAAUUUAUAAAUUGAAUAUAUAAGCUAAAAAUAAUAA